Canariomyces notabilis is the source of this 2262-nucleotide messenger RNA. RefSeq names its product ABC1-domain-containing protein. NCBI's taxonomy places the organism in Eukaryota, Fungi, Ascomycota, Sordariomycetes, Sordariales, Chaetomiaceae. The record is from RefSeq and is a predicted model, not a curated record. Gene Ontology annotation, biological process: ubiquinone biosynthetic process. The transcript is spliced from 2 exons. Bases 1 to 2262 code for a protein of 753 amino acids.
AUGGGAUUCGCCAACCUGCUGGUCGACCUUUCCGCCGUCGCAACCGCCUCCCGCCAGGUGGCUUCAAAACAUGUUGCUCUUAGGACGCGGCAGAUCGAGCGGUACGGCAGGAGCUCAAGUGUUGUAGGGGCAGUUUUGCGGAGGCAAGGGGCAGAGCAGGAGCAGCCGCAGCCGCAGCAGCAAGGGGGAGGGGAAAGGGCGUCGGAAUCUGGGAAGCAACCAAGCGUUCACGUGGCAGAGCAUGUGAAGGAGAAGCAGAGUCCAAGGGACGAUAUCCCACCGAGGGACAAGUCGGUUGCCGCUGGGGAAACAGACACAAGUGAUGGGGGAAAGGCUGAAUUACGGGAAGCCGGGAAUGCAGUUGAGUCGACGACGAAGACCGGUGCGCAAGGAGCGAGGAACUCAGAGUUUGUCCCCGCGCCAUGGGCCGACGGGACAAUCGCGGCGCUGAAGCAGGGGUUCGUCCUGCCGAGGACACCGCCGCCCCAAAUACCGGGAAAGAGGUUGGUGGGUGGUGCAGCCGGCGUUGAUCUCAACAUCUUUCGGACAAGCCGGGGGGCGAGCAUCUUGGAGGCAUUGAAGGAAGUCGAAGAGAAGGAGCAGACGAAGGAACAGACGAAGGAACAGACGAAGGAACAGACGAAGGAGUCGUUUAUUACUCCGAGCACCGAAGAAGGAGAGGCAGUCGUGGAGAAGUCGGUGAAGGAGGCAAAGCUGCCUGACAGCAGUGACAGGGGAGUGAGCGAUAAAGCGCCUGAAACGAUACCCACGCCGCCCAGAGCUAUUGAGGCAGAGCUCACCCCCGAAGUAGCGGCCCCCGCAGCGGAAGCCCCUACCAAACCAGAACAGGUACUCUCCAAAGAAGAUGCCAGUUUGAUUGCGGACUUAACCGGCUCCGCCCCCGUUCGCACCUACGAACUCCGCGAGUCCCGGGUCCCAUCGUCAAGGAUUAGUCGGCUUUGGAAUUACGGCGGGCUUGCAGCUGGCAUGUUUGCCGGCGCCAUUGGCGAGGGACUGAGCCGGGCAGUUGGGGGCGGCGGUUCCGGCUCGGUGAUGCUCAGCGCAGCCAACAUGGAGCGGCUUGUAGCCAAGCUCUCCCGGAUGCGCGGCGCGGCACUCAAGUUGGGACAGAUGAUGAGCUUCCAGGACGCCAAGAUGCUCCCUGCGCCCAUCCAAGAGGUUCUUCAGCGAGUGCAGGACCGAGCAGACUAUAUGCCCGCCUGGCAAAGAGACCGUGUUCUUUCGUCCAACCUCGGCGCCGACUGGCGGGAUCUCUUUGGGGAGUUUGAGGAUAAGCCCAUCGCGGCGGCCUCGAUCGGCCAGGUUCACCGCGCAACUCUCAAGUCCAACGGCGCCCGUGUGGCUGUCAAGAUCCAAUUCCCCGGCGUGGCCGACUCGAUCAACUCGGACCUUGACAAUCUGGCCAUCCUUCUUGCCGCAACCAAACUGCUGCCGAAGGGCCUGUAUCUCAACAAAACCAUCGACAACGCCCGCACCGAGCUGGCCUGGGAGUGCGACUACAUUCGCGAAGCCGAGUGCGCCGAGCGGUACCGCCAACUGCUCACCCCGAGCGGCGGCAAAGGAGACGACGACGACGUCUUCUCCGUACCGCGCAUCUACCGGGAAGCAAGCGGCAAGCACGUUCUGACCAUGGAAUUCAUGAACGGGGUGGGCGUGACGCGCAUCAAGUCCUUCACACAAGAACAGCGCGACUGGAUCGGCACGCAGAUCCUGCGGCUGUGCCUGCGCGAGAUCACCGAGUUCCGCUUCAUGCAGACGGACCCCAACUGGACCAAUUUCCUGUACAACGCCGCCAACAACAAGCUCGAGCUCCUCGACUUUGGCGCCUCGCGCGAGUACCCGGACCGCUUCAUCACCCUGUACGUGGCGCUGCUCGAGGCGGCCUCCCGGUCUGACCGCGACCGGGUCAAGGCGCUCUCCGAGGACCUGGGCUACCUGACGGGCCACGAGAGCAAGACCAUGCUCGACGCCCACGUCACGUCCGUGCUGACCCUCGCCGAGCCUUUCCUCCGCAGCGCACCGGAGGUGUAUGAUUUUAGGGAUCAGACCAUUACGGAGCGCGUCAAGGCCCAGAUUCCCAUCAUGAUCCAUGAGCGGCUCGCGCCGCCUCCUGAGGAGACGUACAGUCUGCAUCGGAAGCUGAGUGGUGCGUUUUUGUUGUGCGCAAGACUGGGGAGCCGGGUGAGGUGUAGGGAGUUGUUCGAGAGUGCGCUGGAGAAGACGGGGUAUCUGCGGAACUGA